CACUUCAAAAAGCAUAUCUUGCCUUGCUGUUGAAAUUCCACUUAGCAAGCUAUUUAAAACGGAAAGGGAGUCUGUACAAAUUACUGAUCUUAUUGGCUGUACUUCUUCUAUCCACUGAAGAGCUAGGAAUAUUGCUAUUGUCUCUGUAGUAAAAACAGAUAUAUGAUCUCAAAUUCUUUUUGAAAUUUUUAAAACAGCUUUAAAAAUAAGAACAGGUCAAUCGUACUAUUAUUUCCGGUUCACAUAUUUAAUGAACGACGCCCUCUGAUGGUCGUAUUAGAAAAAUUAGUUUUUUCAAGUUAGUUUUAACUACAAAAUAACAAUUAUUUUAAACAUCCCCUUUUGUGAAUAUGUGUGGUGAUUAUGGGUGUUUGAUAUAUUAGGAUAAAUAGUAUGCAGUUUCUAUAAUAUAAAAAUGUAUAUAAAGAAGAAUGAAUCUGUGCAGCGUCUGUGCUGUUAAUUGUGUGGACAGUUGUCUGAUUCCAAUGACAAAAUGAGCACCCACGCUCUGCUGGUUCUGUACGGGAGUCAGACGGGCACAGCGCAGGACACAGCGGAGCGGAUCGGCCGCCAGGCGCAGAGGAGGCGGAUGAGAGUCCGAGUGGAAGCUCUGGACAGUUAUAAUGUGGCGAACCUGAUCUCAGAGUCUCUGGUAGUGUUUGUCUGUGCCACCACAGGACAGGGGGAUCCUCCAGACAAUAUGAAGACAUUCUGGAGAUUCCUGUUCAGGAAGUCUUUGCCUGCUGAUUCUCUUUGUCGUCUUGACAGUGCUGUGCUGGGACUUGGAGACUCCUCGUAUCCAAAGUUUAACUUUGUUGCUAAGAAGCUCCAUAAGCGUUUGCUUCUGCUUGGUGCUAAUAUGCUGCUGCCUGUUGGACUGGCUGAUGAUCAACAUGAUCUGGGGCCAGAUGGUGUGAUUGACCCCUGGUUGAUUUCGUUCUGGCAGAAAGCCCUGUCUCUCUACCCUCCUCCAGCUGGCCUCGCUCCACUCCGUGAGGAAGAAAAACUUCCACCCCGAUAUGUUUUCCACUUCCUAGAUGAAGUCCCAGACAAGCAGACUGAGCAUCUCCAGACCCCUGAUAAUAAGGCCCCUCCCACCCCACUGCAGCCUUUUCCAGCUGGAGUUGUGUUCAAUCAGAGAGUGACUCCUCCUUCACACUUCCAGGAUGUCAGGCAUAUCGAGUUUGAUAUCACCGGCUCCAACAUACAGUACAGUCCAGGAGAUGUUGUAAUGAUGAGACCCUGUAAUGCUGCAGAGGAUGUGGAGCAGUUCUGUCAACUACUAAAACUUGGCCCGGAGAGAUACUUCACACUGACUCCCACUGACAGCAGCACAGCAGCAGUCCCUGCGCAUCUUCCUCAGCCCUGCUCCGUUCGCUUUCUGGUGGAACAGUUCCUGGACAUUUCUGCUGUUCCACGCCGUUCCUUCUUUGAGGUGUUGGCCACUUUUGCCACUAAUGAGCUGGAGCUGGAUAAACUUUUGGAGUUCAGUUCCGCUCAGGGUCAGGACGGUCUUCACUCCUACUGCAACCGACCCCAUCGAACAGCCCUGGAGGUACUGGCAGACUUCCCUCAUACCACAGCCGAGUUGAGCAUUGACUGCUUGUUGGAUCUUUUUCCAGAAAUUCAGCCUCGCUCCUUCUCUAUUGCCUCUUCUCUCUUGCAACACCCUAACCGCAUCCAGAUUUUGGUUGCCGUGGUGAAAUAUAAAAGCAUGCUUUUUAAGCCACGCAAAGGCCUCUGCUCUUCCUGGCUGGCAUCUCUGGACCCUUCUAAAGGAGAUGUUUACGUACCACUGUGGGUGAAGAAGGGAAGUUUGAGUUUCCCUCAGGACCCAGACACCCCUGUUAUAAUGGUGGGACCAGGGACUGGUGUGGCUCCCUUCAGAUCUGCCAUACAGGAGAGGGCUGCUCAGGGGAAGAUGGCUAAUGUGCUAUUCUUUGGCUGUCGGUCUGAAUCAAAAGACUUCUACUGUCGAUCAGAAUGGGAGGAGAAGGUGCAGGCGGGCCAGAUGAUCCUUGUCACAGCCUUCUCCAGAGAUCAGGAGGAAAAAAUCUAUGUUCAGCAUCGUGUGAAGGAACAAAGCAAACUUCUAUGGGAUCUGAUAGCAAAGAAAAAUGCGUUCUUUUACAUAGCAGGGAAUGCCAAGCAGAUGCCUGCAAGUGUGUGCGACGCACUGAAAGAAGUGUUCCAGAAAGAGGGUGGCAUGUCAGAAAACCAGGCACAGGAGAUGCUGGAUGCCAUGGAGAAAGCAAAACGCUUUCAAAGUGAAACCUGGUCCUGAUCUAUCUAUUAAACCCAUAGCCUUAAUAACCAACAGCCUCAUGUGUGAAAGUGAGUCUGGACUGAGAUUAAAUGGUGUUAAGUGUUGUGGUCCGACCACUUUCUUCUUCCAAGUUGUUCCCCACUGCCUUUGACAAUACAGCUGGGACCUGUAAGUGUAACUUUAGAUAAUAUGAACACACACACAACUAGACCAUGAAUUUGAUUUGAUAUUAGCUGUAAACUAGGUAGUUACUGCUUCCAGUUUUGUUGUACAGAACUGAAGGAUAAAGUGAUAAAGACUUGAAACCAAAGUUGUUCUUCUUUUUUAAUUUCAUAAAAUAAAUAUUGGCCAAACUAUAUGUCCAUAUCCAUCUCACACUUGUAUAUUCUGCAUUAGUGGUUCUCAAUCAGAGGACCUCCACAGACUGUCAAGGUGGCCACGGGAUGACUUAAAUUAAAAAUAUCAAGAUAGAAGCUGAAAUCAUAUUUUUAUUUUCCUUCAAUAACUAUUGUUUUUCUGAAACCGUAGUGCUAACGUCACUAAAUAUAUUAAUAAAAAGUUUGAAAACAAGCAGCUUUGUCAUAAUUACAGCAGACAGACCGUGAUUAUCUUACAAAUAUAGCAUAUACGGGGGACAUGAAUAUUGUGAUGGACAACGAGGAGCCUUCAAGCCAAAAAUGUUGUGAACCUGUUAUACACAAUAACACUGUCAUACAAACACUGCUUUAAAAUAUUAGUUUAUUCAAGGCAAAAUACAGCAUAUGGUUCAGAUAAGAGUUAUGUCAACAGCUGUAAAUUCACACAUGUAACAUUAACUAGUAUAGAUUCAAACUGCUAUAUAAGUUACUAAAAUGUUUUACACACACCAUUCAGUGCCACAGACACAUGUUGAACUCUGAUUAAACAGUCUUAAAUAGGAAAGUUCACCCCAAAAUGACAAUUCUGUCAUCAAAUACUCACAAUCAUGUCAUUCCAAACCUGUAUGACUUUGUGGAACACAAUAAACAACAUUUUGAAGAAUGUUGAUAAGCACACAGAUUUGGUGACCAUUGACCAAAAAAAAC
Sinocyclocheilus grahami is the source of this 3330-nucleotide messenger RNA. RefSeq names its product NADPH-dependent diflavin oxidoreductase 1. Gene Ontology annotation, cellular component: cytosol. The record is from RefSeq and is a predicted model, not a curated record. Gene Ontology annotation, molecular function: NADPH-hemoprotein reductase activity; flavin adenine dinucleotide binding; FMN binding. Lineage: Eukaryota; Metazoa; Chordata; Actinopteri; Cypriniformes; Cyprinidae. Bases 494 to 2284 code for a protein of 596 amino acids. The transcript has 15 exons.